AUGACAACAACUACUAAAGCUGAAAUUUUAGAACUGAUGAUGAUGAUGCAGCAGAAGCCAAAAAGUUCGAUGAAAAACCAAACCCCCUUCUUCUCUCAUUUGCCUCGGAAAUUCUUGGAAUUCCAAAAAGGGAUUUCUUCUGACAAAGGAUUUUUCUCUUUUGAUUGGAAAACACAUGGAGCUUUGAAAGAGGAGUUUUCACCAGCUGACUUCAAAGCUACUAAAACUAACUGCAUAAAAUAUUCUAGACAGGACUUUCUACAACUUCCUUAUAUCACAACUGACUUUGAAUGGAAAGAUUACAGUCCUGCAGUUUUCAGACGUAUGCUGGAGCUUGAUAGUAUUGAUUAUGACCAGUAUCAGCUGUCAAUAUGUGGACAUCGGACUCUAAAGGAGGUUUGUUUACCAGGAAGAUAUGGCAGGGUAAUUGUAUCAUCCAAUGACAAUCGAUUUGUGAUUAAAACCCUUCGGAAGUCUGAACUGAAGGUAUACUUAGAGAUGCUUCCAAACUAUUACCGCCAUGUUAAGAAGAAUCAGGCCUCACUAUUAAUAAAACUGUAUGGACUUCAUGUUGUCAGGCCAGCGGGAGGGAUUAAGGUUUACUGUGCUGUUUGGGGAAACAUGAUGCCAUCAGAAAUUUGCAUAGAUAAGUGCUAUGAUCUCAAGGGCUCUUCAAUAGGCCGAGCCUGCAGUAAAACAAUCGUUGAGGAUAGAGCCAUACUUAAGGAUCUGGAUUUUGAUUUUUGCUUUUACCUGGAUCCAUUAGUCCGAGCUCGGCUCUUAGCACAAGUCAAGUAUGACUGCGAGUUUUUGGAAGCUGAGGGCAUCAUGGAUUAUAGUUUUUUGCUUGGUAUACACAUAGAAGCUUCACAUGAAGGUUCAAUUGAUGAAAACGCUUCCAGAAGUUCUAGUGCCAAAAGGAAAACGGAUGAUACUUCAGAACAAAAUGAAAGCUCAGAGUUAACUCUUGCCGAUAUCUGCGAUCUACUUGACAGGCCUGGGUUUAAAUUUGGGGAUAGACUGCCAGCACGUGCUGUCCGGGCAUUCAGGAAUGAAAUGGAAAGUAAAUCAUAUAGGUCGUGCACCAGUGCACAGGAAUGCUUCAAGAUUCAUGCUACCCUUAGACUCCAAAAAAACAAGGAGAGAUUCAUAUUAGACCUGCUCAGGCCACAUUGGGCCUUACUUUCAAUGGGGCCUCCCUUCAGCAAUGGGGCCAAUAUGCAGUGCUUUUCCAUGAGUCAGCUCUCAAACCUAACAAAACUCAAAUGUCUGAAACUCUGGUAG
Prunus armeniaca (apricot) is the source of this 1284-nucleotide messenger RNA. The record is from the annotation of a GenBank genome assembly. Lineage: Eukaryota; Viridiplantae; Streptophyta; Magnoliopsida; Rosales; Rosaceae.